Messenger RNA from Filobasidium floriforme, 1090 nucleotides. RefSeq lists its product as uncharacterized. NCBI's taxonomy places the organism in Eukaryota, Fungi, Basidiomycota, Tremellomycetes, Filobasidiales, Filobasidiaceae. The record is from RefSeq and is a predicted model, not a curated record. Bases 264 to 725 code for a protein of 153 amino acids. The transcript is spliced from 3 exons.
GGGAAUGCGCCGCAUCUCUUUCGAAUUUUUCGCAUGCCUUCGGUAAUCUCGGUUCCAGUGUCGAAAUGCGUUUGCUAUAUAUAGAGAGAGGCGAGAACGAUUUCCUAGAUCGUCAGGGUGUGUUCGAACAAGGAUCGAACGAAUAGCAUCUCUAAUUCUCUAACCUAAUUCCCAUCUGCCUAUCGCGUAUCGCACGCACACUACACCUCUGAUCACUCACUGCGGAAACAAACCUCGACCUCGACCUACUGUAGAGUAUCACCAUGUUCACACCAACUCCUCAGACUCAGGAAGAAGCUUUUACCUUGAUCACCCGUGAGCUCUACUUCAAGCGAGACGCUUGUCCGAACCUUGAAUACGCAGUGGACGUACUCGAUCGAUACGUCACCUCUAAACGUCAGGCGGGACGGUCGGACCUCGAAGUACGAGUAAAGUUGGGGUCGUUAGAGAGGAAGUUAAGGGGGGAGCCUAAUGCUCCACCUGCUUGGCUAGACAAACUAUUCCAAGAGACCCACUCCCGCUCGAACCUCUCAUCCCCAUCCCCAUCCUCAUCCCCAUCCUCGUACUCAUCCUCAGGGCGUCUCAACUGGAAAUCCCUCCCUCUUCCCCUUCGUCGUUCUUCGGCCGAUUCUACCAACUCGAGCUGUAAUUCAAGUAUCAACAUCCGACGAUGGGCGGAAGGGAGGGAAUGGGACGAGGCGCCGCCGGCUUAUUAUAGCUAUUAGACCCGGCUUGGCUGGGAGUUGCUUGCUAGGAGGCUGCGGUGCAGAGGGAAGGGCAAAGGGCAGGGGUUGAUGUGCAGCGAGGAUCGGGGAUCGGGGAUGGAAGGUCCGAGGGGAUCAAUUAUAUGGAGGAGACCCGAAGCUAGAAAGAAGGCAGAAAGAAGGAUCUCCGCCAGUAACCUUUCUCCAGGCUCGGGCGAUGAAAUGGAUGAUCCAACACCACACCCCACACCAACACACUGUAUCGAGUAUUGUAGAGUAUUGAACGGCCGGUGAUCAUACUAUGACCGGCACAUAGAGCUCCGUCGACUCUUAACAUUAUUGUAAUCGUAUAUGUAAAUGCGAUUCCUCGCGAAAUGACAAUCUUG